This is a messenger RNA of Oikopleura dioica, 405 nucleotides long. NCBI's taxonomy places the organism in Eukaryota, Metazoa, Chordata, Appendicularia, Copelata, Oikopleuridae. The record is from the annotation of a GenBank genome assembly.
AUGACUUCCAAGGCGUUUCCAUGCUACUCUCUUAUACAGCAAUUUGGAUGCACAAAGAACUCGAUAAUAAGUGAAUGCCAAAAUCUUAAACUUCUUUGCGAAAAUGAAAAUAUCUCGACCUACGACAGACGCUUUGGAUCACAAAAGCUCAAAAAUGUAUACGAAGACUCAAACUCACAAGAUACGAUUCAAGAAAUUAGGUUCAUCUUUCUGAAAUCGGAAGAGACAACCCCUAGUUCAAUAGAAAGCGCAACUCCACUAGAAAUUCAUCUGCCCGGUUUCGAUGGAUACAUGAUAACAAUUAUCUUUGUGCUCAUAAUCUUCAUCAUUGUGGUCUGGUCAUCUUUCAAAAAAUCAAGAAAACCUCCAACUGACCCUUCUUUCAAACCCGAAGCUCUUGUCUGA